AUGGCUCCCAUCCCGGAGGCCUAUUUCCCGUCCCUGGACAAGUGCUUCUCCGGGGACGCUCAGCUCUUGUCCUGGAAGAAUGCAUUUCUCUAUACAAAUGACGCCGAAUGCCAGACCGACGAUGCAGACAAUGUCGCCGCCUUCCUUUCCCACCCCGACAGUACUCUGCAACUAUCCCAGAGUCUGAGCCCUUUCUCCCGCCCUUCCGCGAAAUCUAAGUCUGAAUUCGAGUCCAAGACCGCCGCAAUCCAUGCCGAGACGAAUUCGAAAAGUUCAUUCGACCUGAAGGAGAUUAAGGCGGAUGCGCAAUGGCUCAGUCAGACCGCCAAUAUCGACGAGAUCACUGCUCUGCGCAUCGCCAUCCUCGAAUGGCAGGAUCGCCCGGCCGCACGUCUCACAGAAAAGUUCUCCAAUGAGGAGGCUACGAGUCUGCAAAGUGCGGCGGGUGUCGACAACCUGCGCAUUUCGGUUGCUGGUCCGAACCUAGCCAGUAUCUUGAGGCAGACAGGCGGUGAUGACGACACAUCUCCCUUCGACACGGAAACAAACCGGCGCUUGCGACUACGCAAUAUUUACAUCUCCGAACGCGGUCAUACUUUAAAGACCUUCCGCAAGCUGCUGGUUCUAUCCCUUCACGAUCGUACAAGCGACUCACACAACUCUGAUGGGCCUGGCACUGCGCGCAAGCUUGCGUUGUCCAAGCUAGGCGUGUCUUUGUUCAAAGACAAAGCAUCUGGUGAUGAAUUGAAGCGAUUUUUGGAAGAAUGUAUUGCUGGCAUUCGAAGGCGCCUAAAGGACGUGGCCGCAGAUGGCGGUUGGCUGGGUGCUUCUGAAAGUAACCAAGAAACAGAAGCGGCCUGGAAGACUACAUUAGUCGAGGAGAUUGUACAUAUCCUCCAGCUGAUGUUUCAUUCUCUUCAUCAAUCAACGGAAGUGCCCUGUGGAAUCCUUGUGGAGUCCUGGCUGGAGCUCAUGGCGGAGUAUGACUUUCUGGAGUAUUUGCAAGUGCCUUGCGAGCAGCCUAAGGAGCUGUUGUUGCCACUCCAAUCUUUUGUGUCACUCACCACCUUGGCCUUUUUGAAAGUUUACUAUGUGAUUGAAUCCAUCAUGGAUGAGAACACACCCCCAGUCAUCUCUUGUGGAAAGGAUGCAUACUUCCUCUCCAAAGAAAGGAUACCUAGAAUAACAGAGAUCCUUCUCAACGCCUGCACGACGAAGAUGGUCACUGCUAACCCAGCCGCAUUCUCCUGGGGUUUGAUACUUUACACUUUGCAACAAUUAGCUUCUAGAGAGCAACAAGUUCGAGAGAUGAAGCAACUGAAUAAUGCUGUGGAAUCUUUCCAGGCGCGUACUGCAGGGCCGUCUGGGGGGUCUGAGCCGUCUCUUUAUGAAGAUUUGAUUGACUGUGCUCGACCACCGCAUAUGAAUGAGGAGCAUGACCCUCUGCUUUAUCUGACCUCCGAUCAGGUCAGAGAUUUGGCCUUCAGCACAAUCAUCACACUAUCUGCCAAAGUGGGAUCUAUGUCAGCAAUCGACGAUGGUUUAACAUAUCGUUGGACACGUCUGGCUCUGCUUGAUCUUGUUCGUGGGACGAUCAAAUACACCGACUACUCCCCGGAGAUUGUGGAGGCUCUGCUGGCAAUUCUCAGUGGUACAUCAAAUUCGUCGCCCUGCCCUUCAGAAGACUCGCUUAGUUCUGCCAGUGAACCAAAGUCGGUCUUUGCGAAUUCAGACCUUAUGAAUGAAAUCUUCCGCGUCUCACGUUCCAGAUUUCCGUACGAAACAGUCCCAUUUCUGAAGCUUUGCCGUGCACUCGUGAGUCCGCACCUGGUCAAUGAGGAUGGCCUACCCCGAAUUGUCGAAGAACUUGAGAGUAUCAGUACCUUCACGCAGGCAGUCACGCCAGACUUCCAGGGGUACGAGACGAUUCGAGAAGAUGAGAAUGCCAACCUCGUGUCCCUGACACAAGCACUUCCAAUGUUCGAUUUUCUUUCUCACGGUCGUCUUCUCGGUAAUGAGCCGAAUAAUGCUCUUGUGGUACACGGGUCCUCGGAGAUUCCAGCCUCGGCCAUUGGACAAGUUAUCUCUGAGUCGAGACCAGCCGUGAUUAUGUGGCAACAUGAGUAUUCGUGUCUGAGCUACUUGGGAAGCUGGCUAGAAGAGUGGAGUGAGAGUGGCGGCGACACCUCUGGCUGGGAUCCCGAGUGCGGUACCGAGAUAAUCGGUCUCCUAGCUGACCUUGUGGCUAGCUCACAAGAUGUCCGCACUCAUGACUCCCCAGGUACCAGCGCGAAGAGAAUUUUGGAAAUGGCAAGUGAUGGGCUGUCGCGCCAAGGUGACAUCAUCUCAGUGGUAUUGGAUAUUUUCGAGCGCAACCUACAAAAUGUUGGUUCACGUGGUGGUGCUAUGGAGGCAUUAGAUCUACUUAUGGUCUGCAUGCAAUUCAUCCAAGAGGUCCUUCAUGUUCUUCCCAACAGGAUCUGGCCAUUUUUGAGCCGCAGCAGCUUCAUCGGGUCAGACGGCAAAGGCGGAGUAUUAGCUGCGAUCAUUUCGGCAGUGGAAAUCCCCGCCGGGGAGUAUCCAUUCCUUCUCAGCUCCCUGCGCUUGUUCGAGGCCGCUGUCGAUGAUGCUGUCUCACGCGCAGUACUUCGUAAAUGCCCUGGUAGUGUCUCGGGCAAAUCGACAAUCGCAUCGGACUGGAGUGCUGGCAUCCCCUCCCACGUUAUGAGAACCAUUUUGCUGAAUUUCACUCGGACGAUGGUCGAGAUCUUUAACAGCAACGGUAACUGGAGAUUCGACUUCCCUGAGCAACAGUUCAGAGUUAGCGCUGGUCUCGCCAAGGUUUUCGAUCGUAUCCUCUACUACGUCUACGGAAUCAGUGAUUCUACGAAACUCGAAUCAAAAAUCACUGGCGUGUUUUCUGAAUCUGCAGUCUACAUUUUGGAUAUGCUGCGGCCUCGUUCAGCCACUGACUUACCUUUUAACGCUAUCUUCCGACUGAUCACCGAUGGUCUCCAAACCCCACCUACCCUUCACCUCCGUUAUCUUGACCUGGUUGUUGACCAGGUCAGCUCCACUCUCAAGCUGAGUGAUAGGCUUGUCCAGUCGGCACGACUUGCUGAGAAGCCCGCCUCACUCCUAGAGGAGCAAUUGUUCAAGGCGACCCCGGUUUUGACCAAACUUUACGCUCUUAACGAUGCCUACAAACUACCGGUCGUAUCGUUGUUGGACACCCUGGUCACGAGCGCUUCUUCAAACUCCGACAAGGAACCUCCCUCUCUUGUUGGUCAUCUUGGCGCAGAGUCAGCUUGUCUUUUCCUUGACGUGCUCGCCCAGCUCGAUAAGUCUCUAAACGACAAGCCUCUACUUCUUGCGAUCUGGCACUUGCUGUCGACCUUUGUCAGCAAACGUCAGCAAUGGUUGGCCGUUUUCAUUCUGACUGGCGCAUCUCCUCGCCAAACUCUGAAGAAGACGGACAACGGUGGUCCAAAGAUGAGAGGCGUGCCAUUCUUACAAAUUGCUCUUGAUAAACUCGCCAAUAUCGAAAAGGAAGAUCCUCAAGUGGCUUUGUCAUUACUUCGGUUUGUUUCUCGAGCCCAGGACAACUGGCCAUGGGCAUCGCCUCACUUGCAAAAACACACAGAAUUCUUCAACGGCAUAUUGCACUAUGUUUCAAAGCUGAAAAUUUCUGCUCUGCCUGUAUCCGAGCAAAUAUUCGCGACGCACAUUGCAGCCGUUGUUACAGAUAUCUAUAAGGCAACUCUCGAGCGAGGUCGGAAAUUUUUCGCCGACAUCAUCCCCCUGGUGCAAUGGCUAUCUAAGGAUGCCGUGGAGGUCUCGGCUUACAAUGCUUCUUUGCACGCCAACUUGAAUAAGAACUUCGAGAGGCGUUAUCCUGGCUGCAAAAUGACAGACUUCAAGAACUCGGCACUUCAGUUCCAUACGCUGGGACGUGAUUACUAUUACAACCUGGGUAUGGGACAACAGCUAUUAUCGUAUGACUUUGCUUGGGCGGGAAACCGAAAGCAAGGCUUCUCUGAGGAGUUUGAGAGAGCCAACAUCAACCUGUCCCUUGUUGAAGCGCAGAUGAAUCUUCUUAAAAGCUGGAAAUACUUCGCCGUUGAGCAUUGCCAAGACUUUAUGAGAGCUGGCCAAAUGGUACCGGUCUUGAUGGCACAGGUAGCACAAAAAUGCCUUGAAGCAAAUAGUCGAUCUGUCCCGCCAGAGGCCAUCUUCGCGCGAAUUCAGCAAAUUCGAGUUGAGUUUGCCCAGGCACUGACUCAAUGUCUGGUUGAGGAGGGAGCUAGAGGCGCUGAGGUGUUCCAUUUACUCGAAGUGGUUUGGAAAGCCCUGCGUUCUCGUCACACAACCUACGAGGCAGCCCUCGUUGGUGAUGACACGGAAUACUACCGCUCCCUUCUCAAUGUGCUCUUCUUAGCUCUUCAGUUCCACGUGGAUGUACCCCGACUUCAGAAUCAGCCAGAGGUCCUUACGAAGGCGGCUAAGGUCUCGUCCAACAUUCCGGUCAUUGUGGAGGUUGUCAAGACUGUUGUCGCACAAGGCUUCCGAUCCUUGACCUCAUACCUACACGACGAGCCGGAUAAGUGUACGCCAAAGGAUUUUGCGAUCAUCAUUGCCAUUCUCCAGACUUGUCUGCAAGUUAAGGACGCCGAUAGACUCUUUGAGUAUAUCACAUUCCACAUCCAAGACAACGAUACUGUCCGACACGCGACGACGCUCUUCUCCUGGGCAGAUCAACUCUCGAUCGCCGGUGACCCUGUCUACGGCGAGGUCAGUCUUUCGUUCCUUGUUAAGCUCUCCACUCUCCCCAUGCUAGCGGAACACCUUGCCGUGGAGGGAGUCCUAGGCAAGCUAUCGACUUGCCGUCUUACCAACAUCCUCCAACAACCUAAGGGAUUCGGACCUUUCGACCCUGUCUCUCGGCUGUACACUAUCUGGACCGGUGGCUUCCUCCCGCUGUGCCUCAACCUCCUUUUCAACGUUGUUCGUGCCGCCCCCGAAGUAUCGGCCUUCCUCAACCAAUUCGAAGGCCAGCUCAACCGUGCCGCAGAAGCCUUUUCCCACGGCCACGCCACCCCGCAAUCACAAUGGAUUAGUCUGAGCAUGGCAUCAGAGGCAUACUCACUAGCCCUGAUCUCCGUCGCUCUGGACCGCUUCCGUCAAGCCGGACCCAGCGCUGGUCUAGACCCACAGUCCAUCCAAGAACUCAAGUGGGACAGAUCACACGUCAAGGAUGAUAUUGAAGAACUGCUGAGUCGCCGCCCGUACCUGCGUGGCCGCAUCGUCGCCACUACCGAAAAGGAGGCCGAGAUGUCGCGACAGCCGCCGCUGGACAAGAAGCGAGAUGCUGAGAACCGACUGGAAGAAAAGAUCGUGAUUGAGUUGGAGGAUGUGCUGGCCUGUCUGAAUGGUGGUGAGGAAUGA
Messenger RNA from Penicillium manginii, 5445 nucleotides. Its product is annotated as nucleoporin. Bases 1 to 5445 code for a protein of 1814 amino acids. The record is from RefSeq and is a predicted model, not a curated record. NCBI's taxonomy places the organism in Eukaryota, Fungi, Ascomycota, Eurotiomycetes, Eurotiales, Aspergillaceae. The transcript is spliced from 5 exons. Gene Ontology annotation, cellular component: nuclear pore inner ring. Gene Ontology annotation, biological process: RNA export from nucleus; protein import into nucleus. Gene Ontology annotation, molecular function: structural constituent of nuclear pore.